AUGGUGGUUGUUCACCCUCAUUUCCAACUGUUUCUGUACGUGUUUACCUUAGUCGCCGCGGUAUGCUUAGGCCUCCUCUUUGUCAAGCAAAAAGGAGUAGCAGACGCGGCGGACACCCCGUCGACGUAUCAGGUCGGCGCGAGGGUCGAGCUGGUCGGCCUGAGGAAAGCUUUGCUUAAUGGCGCGACGGGUCAUGUGGUCAAGGAGCUCGACGAGGGCACCGGUCGUAUCGCCGUCAAACUCAUCUCAGGGCGCGAGGUUGCGAUCAAGCCAGAGAACCUCAAGGCCGCCGACCUCGACCAGAUUUUGGAGAACCAGAGUCACGUGGACAAAAAAUAUAACGAGGCCGUCGCGGUCGCGGUCGAGGCGUGCGCCGAGGACACGAAGGGGCAGAUGUGCUACAUCUGCAUGGACGGCGCGGCCAAGGAGGCCUCGUGCGCGGGUGCGCGUGCCGCGGCGGGAACGGUUUUGUGCACGUGUCGUGCCUGGCGCGGCAGGCGAAGGUUUUGGUCGCGGAGGCCGAGGAGAAAAAUUUGGGCCCCAAGGUGUGUAGUGAGAGGUGGGCGAGGUGGCAGUCGUGUCGCCUGUGCGAGCAAGAUUACCACGGCGUCGUGGCGGGCGCCCUCGGGUGGGCGUGCUGGAAGACGUACGUAGGUCGGCAUGAGAUGGAAACGGCUCGGCAAUUGGCGAUGAGCUCGCUUGGGACCGGCUUGUUCGCCGCAGACCACCGCGAGGACGCUUUGUCCGUGUACGAGGCGAACUUGUCUAUACUACGGCGCGUUGGCGCAGAUGAAGAGAGCAUGCUCAACGUGCAGGGCAAUCUUGCGUGCACGUAUCACAGACUAGGACGCCUUGAAGAGGCAAAAAGUAUGCGGCGAGACUGCUACUCUGGGUGGUUGAAGCUUAAGGGUGCGGAACACCCAUCAACCCUCUUCGCAGCCAACUUCUACGCGACGUUGCUAAACGUAGUUGAAGCCAAGGCACUGUUGUGCAAAAUUAUACCCGUGGCGCGACGCGUCCUCGGCGAUUCAGAUGAUCUCACGCUCAAGAUGCGAUGGGUUUACAGUCAGGCACUCUACGGUGACCCCGGCGCCUCGCUCGACGAUCUCCGCGAGGCCGUGACGACACUCGAGGACACUGCACGCAUCGCGCGGCGCGUGCUCGGUGGCGAGCACCCGCUCACAACGGGAGUUGAGAAAACUCUAGGAAAGUCGCGGGCAGCGUAUGAUGCGCGUCGGGGCGUUUUAGAGGCUCUAGCUGGAGGCCACGGCGUCGACCUGGCAGCUCUAAGACAGACCUAUCGCGCCUAA
Pelagomonas calceolata is the source of this 1310-nucleotide messenger RNA. NCBI's taxonomy places the organism in Eukaryota, Pelagophyceae, Pelagomonadales, Pelagomonadaceae. The record is from the annotation of a GenBank genome assembly.